Messenger RNA from Coccomyxa subellipsoidea C-169, 957 nucleotides. RefSeq lists its product as hypothetical. The annotation marks the transcript as partial. The transcript has 7 exons. Lineage: Eukaryota; Viridiplantae; Chlorophyta; Trebouxiophyceae; Coccomyxaceae. The record is from RefSeq and is a predicted model, not a curated record.
AUGAUCGUCAGAUCGUAUUUCAUGAUGUUUGAGCAGAACGAGCCUUUCAGAUUCAAUUUUGCCAGCGAUGACACAACCCCAGAGCGCAUCCAGGUUAUAGGAAAAGAUAACGAUGCAGCCUUGCCCGCAGAAGAAUUGCUCCUUUUCAGCCAGGAAGCUGAAGGCAGGGAAGAGUCCUCCACAGGCGGUCCGCACUCACUCAGAGAAAAUUUGCUCACUGAUGUUGUGGAGAUAGCGCCGGGAUUGAGCCUGCAAAAGGGUAGGUUGUCGAGCGAGGCAGCAUCUAAUAUGCUUCAAGAAGAGGGUCUGGCAGACAGCGAUCUCAUCCCUGGGAAAUAUGAGGGAGGCUUCAAGCUGUGGGAGUGUGCAGUAGAUUUGGCGCGCUUCAUGUGUCAGCACUUUGAGUUGCAAGACUUUGACCAGCAUGCCUACCCACAGCUGCAAGGUCGGCCAAGGGCACUGGAACUGGGUUGCGGUCAAGGGAUACCAGGAAUACUCCUCUUGAGGGCUGGUGCCGAGGUGCACUUCCAGGAUUACAAUGGGGAAGUUUUGAGGGCCCUCACCGCUCCCAAUGUCGCAGCAAAUACAGCAGCUGGUAGAGAACAUGCAGAGGACUGUACAUCGACCAGCUCACGAUUCUUUGCAGGUGACUGGGCUGGGUUGCCCAGAUUGUUGAAAACGGAAGGUCUCCUGGGAACAUAUGACAUUGUCCUUUCUGCAGAGACUGUGUACAGCCUUGACUCACAACAGCAGCUUCUCAAUUGCAUCAGACAGUGUCUGAAGCCCGAUGUGGGUAAGGCGUGGAUAGCCGCAAAAUCCUAUUACUUUGGAGUAGGCGGUGGCACUGCCUCUUUUACUCGGCUUGUAAAGCAGGAUGGGACAUUUGAAGUGAAGGUCGUGGAUGUGAUUGAUGAUGGAGCAUCAAACAAGAGAGAAAUCCUUCUCCUGAGCUUCAGG